UGUCGUAAAACUGAAGAAAUACCACAAAAACACACAACGAAUGGCUUUCGGUGUGAACAGAGAGUUGUCUCUAAUCGGAGAGUUUGUCGUAAUCGGGAUCUGCUUCUUGUCGGCCAUCGACUCGCCAUUCAGUUGAUUGUAUUUCUUCACGUCUUCCGACGGAUGGCUGUCAGCCAUUGUCUUCUUAUCGGUUCCACUCAUUCGUCUCAAACCGGAGGAAUCGUCAGAAGACAUGCCCGCUGGACCGAAAGUCGUUCAGCGAUGAGUCAAACGAACCGUCGAUUCCUUCACCGAAAUGUUCACAACAAACACAAGAAGACAUUGAAAUCAUAUUUCUAUGAAUUGUUUGGUUUCGUGAGAAACAAAUGCUUUUCAUUGGAUAUACUCUUCGAUACAAAGCUAUCAGUUAAAUUGUUAGAGCGUUGGAGAAAUACAGAGAUUGAUUGGUCGACAUAUGUAGAGCAGGUCCAGUGCUUUUUGAAUGGCUCUCUCAACUACUCGGACAUCAAGGGAGAGACGGGUCCUAUUAGUUCAAAAAACUAA
Molecule: messenger RNA, 543 nt
Organism: Medioppia subpectinata
Lineage: Eukaryota; Metazoa; Arthropoda; Arachnida; Sarcoptiformes; Oppiidae
Source: the annotation of a GenBank genome assembly